Molecule: messenger RNA, 1914 nt
Organism: Penicillium malachiteum
Lineage: Eukaryota; Fungi; Ascomycota; Eurotiomycetes; Eurotiales; Aspergillaceae
Exons: 4
Coding region: 1-1914 (637 amino acids)
Biological process (GO): monoatomic anion transport; transmembrane transport; borate transport
Cellular component (GO): fungal-type vacuole; plasma membrane
Molecular function (GO): solute:inorganic anion antiporter activity; borate efflux transmembrane transporter activity
Source: RefSeq, a predicted model, not a curated record
AUGCCUCUCAUGUCAGCCUUCAGACCACCAUCUACACGAGGUUCUUCUGUCCGACGCAGAUCACGACCCCGCCGCAGGAGAGCCAAGAGAGAUAAUCACCCUGAUUUGGAUACAGAUGAUCAAAGUAAUGAACAAGAUGCCCAUUCAAUCAUCACGCCGUCGAAGCAUACCCCACGACCCCUCCAGAUACUGCGGGGCUCGGUAGCUGCAGGUGGGCCGCUGCGACCAUUUCGCUUGAUAAAACAAGACAUCGUGAAUCUACGCGGACGAUAUGUAUCUGAUUGGACUGUAUUCAAUCAGUUGAUAUUUGCAAGCGCCGUCUAUGUUUUCUUCACAAAUCUGCUACCUGGGAUCACUUUUGCUAGUGACCUAUAUGUGUUGACCGGCAAGAGCUGGGGCACUAUUGAAGUGGUACUGAGUACCGGGCUUUGCGGCAUCAUUUUUUCACUCUUCUCAAUUCAACCCCUCACUAUUCUCGGUGUAACGGGUCCAUUUUCCGUCUUGGCUGAGAACAUCUACUCUCUAUGCGAGGAUGCAUUCAAGAUUCCAUUCCUGCCAUUCAUGGCAUGGUCCUUAAUUCAUUCCGCAUGGCUACACUACAUUUUAGCCAUUAUAAACGCCCACGACUGGACUAUGCGCUACGUCACAACAUUCGCAACGGAGAUAUUUUCCCUCCUCAACAGUAUCAUCUACUUUCAUAAAGCAAUUCAAGAACUACAAAGAGCACACGCGGAUCUCUCUUUCGCUGCUUUUCUCUACGCGAUAAUAGGCGCCGUCGGUACUAUGCUUCUCGCAAUUUUCCUCUCGACGGCCGAGAGUUGGAAGCCGUUAUUCCACCGAUACAUCCGUCUCGCGCUGACGGAAUACGCCGCUGCGAUUUCAAUCAUCAUUUUCAUUGGAUUGCCUUAUGUGGGUGAACUAGCUCAGCUAGAUAAGUCGACAUUAGCCGUCAGCGCCUCGUUUCGACCAACAUCGCCAGAGAGAACUGUCUUCUUCGUGGAGUUUUGGAAACUGCCGCUCAAGUGGAUAUUUGGUGCUAUUAUCCCAGGAUUGAUCAUUACAAUUCUUUUCUUCUUUGAUCAUGAAGUGAGUUCCAUUAUUUGCACAAUUGAUCGAUAUGGAACUCGCAAGCCGGGCGGCUUUGCUUGGGAUAUUGUCUUGCUAGGGACCACGACGGCUUUAUGUGGAAUUCUAGGGAUUCCACCUGCCAACGGUCUUCUCCCACAAGCACCGCUGCAUUCUGAGUCUUUGAUGCAUACUGUAAAGGAAGAGAAUGUGGUUGUCGUUGAUGGAGAGGAAAAAGUUGAGAAGCGGAAUGUUCGUCGAGUGUACGAGCAGCGCUGGUCUGCUUUCUUACAAGCAGGCGCUAUUCUUCUAUUCAUCAGUCCACCAUUCAUGAAAGUGCUCGGCUUGACACCAACGAGUGUUCUGGCGGGACUUUUCCUAUUCAUGGGUGAGCAGAGCUUGUCUGUAAAUCCCAUACUCUAUCGCACAUUCUAUCUUCUUACUCCUCCAUCGGAGUUGCCGCCACUACCUCAGUCUUUACACUCUCGGAGCACCGAGGCCUCGGAUAUCACGUCCGAUGAGCCGCCUCGGAAUCCAUCCUAUCUUCCAAUCCACCUGUAUACAAUCCUACAAAUCGUCACUACUGUCAUCAUCUUCAUUGUCACAUUGACACAAGGGGCACCGGCUUUCCCAGUUUUGAUAAUUGCACUGGUGCCAUUCCGGUUACUGGUGAUGAAGAGGUGGUGGCCACGAGAAGUGCUCCGUUUCGUUGAUGCAUGGGCAUGUCGAGAAGGCACGCCCGAAGAUGAUGAAGACACGGAGACAACUGAAAGAGCUGCGAUGCAUGACCAAGAAUGGGUUGAGCUUCAAGAAAGACAAUUUCCAAAUGAUGGAAUAAUGAAUAGAUAG